AUGGAUAGCCCUGGGUGCAGCCGAUUUGGCGGCGCGGGCGACAUGGACGUUCUGCUCAUGGCUGCCGGCACUCUCGGCGACGUGCUGCCGUUCCUCGCGCUCGCCAUGCACCUUGCCGUGCGAUACGGCCAUCGAGUCAGGUUAGCAAGCCAUGCGGAGUACGGUCCGCUCGUGCUGCAGUGCAUGCAGCGAAUGGUGGAUGACCAUGAUGAGGGGGAGCGACAUGGGCGAGGGGGGGAUGGAGGCCAAGGGGGAACGCGUGAAUAUAAGGAGGAGGGAGAUGAGGAAGGAGUGAUGGUGAGGAACGGCGGCGUGUUUCCCAGGAGCUUUUCGGAGCUGCGGCUGCUGCGGCAGCAGUACCGGGCCAUCCUGGAGUCCACGUGGCCUGCCUGCACUGCUGCCUUCCCGCACCCUGCAGGGCCACGGCCACCCAGCACAGGGCGCGCCUGUGAAGCAGGGAAUGGAAUUGGCGGAGAGGAGCGGCAUGUGGAGGGGGACGCUGUGACUGGGAAUGGGAAUGAGCAUGGGGAUAGGCAUGGGGAUGGGCGGGGGGAAGGAGAAAGGCCAUGGCAGUCAGCUGGGGAGGGAGUUGGGACAGGAGCAAGAGGGAGCAGCAGCAGGAGGUUCAGGCCGCAUGCUAUCAUCGCCAACCCGCCUGCUGCAGGUCACGUGCACUGUGCGCAGAAGCUGGGCGCUCAUCUGCACAUCCUCUUCACCAUGCCAUGGCGCCCCACGGGGGCAUACGCGCAUCCAUUCUCCCCCUCGGCGCUGCGGUCGCUGGCGUUCCUGUCGCCGGCGUGGGUGCGGGCGCGCGUGCACCGCGGGUCGUACCGGCUGGUGGAGGCGUUUGUGGGCGCGGGCGUCAUGGACAUCACCAACCAGGGCCCUGCGCCUCUCUUCCUGGCGUAUGGCAGCAUGCAGCUGAGCAGGCCGUGCUACGUGGCCCGCUGUGUGCUCAAGGCUGUGGCGCUGCUGGGCGUGCGCGCCAUCAUUGGCAGCGCUGCCAUUCACCAGCACCGCUGCUGCUCCUCCUCUCACUGCCUCGUGGCAGGAGGGCGCAUCCGCAGGGGGGGGAAGGGCCGUGCAGGUGUGGGCAGGAUGGGUGAGGAAGGAGGGGGGAAGAGUGGGGGGAAAGGUCGUCGAGGCAAGCGUUCGGAGAGGAAUGUGGGAGGGAGGGAAGCAGGAGGGAGUGUGGAGGGCGGAGGUUCUCAGGGGGGAGCGGAGGAGGGGGGGGGGGUUGGGGAGGGAGGAGGGGAGGGCGAGUGUGAGGUGGUGCGGCAAGGGAGUGUGCUGUUUGUUGGGUCCGUGGCUCAUGACUGGCUCGUUCCCCACUGCUCUGCCACGGUGCACCAUGGGGGGGCGGGCACAGUGGCAGCAUCUAUCAGGGCGGGCUGCCCCAUCCUGCCCAUGCCGUUCUUCGGAGACCAGCACUUCUGGGCUGCGGUGCUGCACAGCCUGGGAGUGGCUCCGCCGGCUCUGCCCAUCCACCGCAUCUCCCCUCGCCGCCUCCUCUCCUCGUUGCGCCUGCUGCUGCAGCCGGCUCUCAAGGCGCGUGCCAUGCAGCUCAAGAGCAGCUUCCUUCUUGAGGGCGAUGGGCUGCUGCGAGCAGCUCACUCCUUCCACCUGCACCUGCCGCCUCGCUUGCGCUGCCUGCUGCUCGAGGGGCCAGAGCAGGCGGACAGGGUGCGUGGAGGCAGCAGAGCGUCAGAGGUGGUAGGGCUGUGUGGCUAUCCAGUGUCAUGCAGAGGAGGAGAGCUUGAGGGAGUUCACGACAGCUGUGUAGGUAGCUCUCCGCAACAGGACCAGCAGGGGGUUGCUGGGCAGGAGGUGGAGGAGGAGAUGAGGGUGCAGGAGGCAGAGGUUGAGGUGGAGGCAUUGCCUAGAAGGGGGCGGGUUGUGCCCAAGAGUUGGGUGUUCUGGAAGCGAAAAGGGCACCAGGAGCAGCCUUCUGACUCGCAGGAAGCUUCUUGGGAAGGGGAAUCAACAGCUGCGUGGGACCGAGUGCUCUACCAACGUCGUUCACAUGCUCUCUUCAUAGCCAUGUAUAAAGUACCUUCAGCCAUUGCGAGGCUUUUCACGUCAAAACCUAAUGUCGCACAAGCUUAG
Messenger RNA from Closterium sp. Yama58-4, 2106 nucleotides. Lineage: Eukaryota; Viridiplantae; Streptophyta; Zygnematophyceae; Desmidiales; Closteriaceae. The record is from the annotation of a GenBank genome assembly.